AUGAAGUUUACAACGGUUUUGGCAUCUGUGAAAAAGAUACGUAGAGAAGGAAACUAUGAUGUCAUUAGCCAAAAGAUUCCCAUGUCAAUGGAGUAUCGAUGUCUUCACUACAACCAUCUGGUCCUCGGUGACCUCGCUUUGGUCCUUGCCUACAUUACUGACUUUUAUGAACCUUAUGAUUUAUCGAACUAUUUAAAUGCACAUGGAAACUCUUCCUUUGUAAAAUUUAGCAAAUCAUCAGUAAACCUUCCAGUUGGAUUCGAGUUCAAGCUCGUGUUUCGAAUUGUGGAAGAAUAUUCUGGUUAUGGAAUAAUUAUGAUUGACAACAUAACAAUCACUCCCGGACUCUGUGAAUUUUGUAGUCUAGACGAGUUUCAAUGUGCAUCCUCUCGAGUUGAAUGUAUUCCAAUCCAUAAAGUGUGCGAUUUUGAACCUGACUGUUUGGGUGGAGAAGACGAAAACAAUUGUGAUAUCGAAAUUCUUGAGACAAUUUGCAAAGAUUGCAAUACGUCCAAAAGCAAUACCCAAAUUCCUGAUAAUGGAGGCACCAACGACGAAAAAGCUUUCAAUAUCAAUGCUUUCACUUCAAAUAUUUGUAGAAUCAGCUGCUUUUCGAAUAUUAAUUGUAGUUCUUCUGGCCUUUCGUUCACAUGUACAACUGGUGAUGUACCUGUGUAUGCAACCUCUAUUACCGUAUCUGGUUUAGUGCAAGACCGGUUGGAAUUCAAUGACAGUUUCUCAAAUUUGAGAGAAAUUGAUAUAAUUGGCUGUAACUUACAUAUAUUGCAGAUUACUUCUAAUAAUACGAUACAAAUAUUGACAAUAACCAACAGUUUUAUAAAUAUUGCUGAAAUUAAUGAUAAAUCUAACUCUCUUCGAUAUGUACGAUUCAUUAACUGUAGCUUUAAUGAGGUUAAUUUUUUCCCGAACAUUGAGCAUACAUUUGAAUUUUUUGUUCACCAAAGCAAAGUUGGGAAUCCAAGAACACCCUUAAACCUUGCAGCUUUUUAUGCAGACUUUUCCGAAACUCGUGGAUUUCCUUUUUUGAUUGAAUUGUUUAAACACGUUAUAGUGAAUCUAAGCUCUUGUAGCUUAGAUUUUCAACCAUCUUCGUAUUUUUGGACAGUUACGUUAGAUCUAAGUCGUAAUAAUCUUUCGACGUGGCAUUAUUUAUCCGCAAUUCAAAACUUGCAUCUUCAGAAAAAUAAUAUUGGGGCAAUAAAGUUCACAAGCGAUUUAAGACAAUCGGAAGCGCUGUUAAUUUAUUUAGAUCUUUCGGAUAAUUUUAUUACUCAUAUAAAUGAAUUUGAUUUUAGCAAUUUUCCUAAUCUUCUUCACCUAAAACUUUCUAACAAUCGUAUUACAGAUAUUCAUGAAAACGCUCUCUCAUUUAUAGCUAAAUUGCGUCUAUUAGACCUUUCGUCAAAUAACCUUAAUUCUGUAAAACUAAACCUUUUUAUAAGUCUUUCAAGUCUUCAAUAUCUUUAUCUUCAAAACAAUUAUAUAAAAGUUGUGGAAGGAAUGUUUGACGGGUUAAUAAGCAUUGAGCAUCUUCGAGUCGAUUCCUACACCUUAUGUUGCGCGCAACCUAAAACAGUAGGCAAAAUACAAUGCACAGCACCGGUGAAUGAGAUAUCCUCAUGCAACAAUUUGAUCGACAUUCCGUUUCUGAGCACUUUGAUUUGGUACAUUGCUCUUUUAGCUGUCUUUGGAAAUCUUUUCGGUCCGUUUUAUAGAGGCUUUUUACGGAACACACAGAAUCUUUCAUCCUUUGUAAUUUAUUCCAUCAAUUUAAGCAUUGCAGACUUUCUGAUGGGAGUAUAUAUGUUCACUAUAGCCGGAGCUAAUUUAAGGUUUAGUGGUCGUUACGGUUUUGAGGAUGAAGGAUGGAGACACAGUCACAUUUGUACUGUUGCUGGUGUUCUGGCUACUCUUUCAAGUGAAGCCUCCGCUCUGUUUGUUCUCUUGAUCACCAUUGACAGAAUAAUCAUUAUACGAGAUCCUUUAUCAAGUCUGCAGAGAAGUAAUUUGGUUUCAAAAGUUAUGACCGGUACGAUAUGGACUAUCUCAUUAUUUCUUUCUCUGUUACCACUAUUUGGUAGUGAUUAUUUUGAGAAUUACUAUUCUAGUUCGGGUAUUUGUAUCUCUCUACCUCUGUCAGUGUACCGUAAGCCAGGAUGGGAGUAUUCCAUGGCAUUAUUUGUUGGAGCUAACUUUCUUAUUUUCAUUGCCAUAUUUGUGGGGCAGUUGGUUAUAUUUGCUACUGUUGUGAGAAUGGGAGUGAAUGUUAACUCCAGCCAUUCUGCACAAAGAAGGAGAGAAAUUAACUUGGCCAAGACACUUGUUGCUGUCGCCAUUACAGAUAUGUUGUGCUGGAUACCUGUUGGUGUUAUUGGGCUUUUGACCUUCACGGGCAUCGACGUCACAACACAGGUGUACGCCUGGGUCAUUGUCGUUGUACUCCCCAUUAACUCGGCCUUGAACCCUAUGAUCUACACGUUUUCUGAAAUACUGAGACGAAGAGGGAAAGCAUAUAAGAACGAAUUACGAAUAACAAAUAAUUCAACUACAAAGGAAGAAGAAAACCUCGGCGAAAAAAACCAGGUGUCACUUGUUGAUGAAGGAACGUCAAGCCAGCAAGAUUGUAGGACGUCAUCGCCGAAGCGACCGGAAGUCCUUGCUGAGGAAUAUAUGUGAUCGAUUCUUAUAUAUUUUUAAAAUUCUUUAAAAUGUACAAUAUAUGUAAUUCCAACAGGUUACAGGAUUCGUUGACUAGCAUACUAGUAAAUAUAUUUCAAAAUAAUUUUUUGUUUAUUGUAUUAUUGUAACAAAUACAAUCAAGAUAUGAUUAAAAAGGCAACAAAAAAUGGACAAUUUGUGCAAAUAAAAUAAUGAUUGUGUGUUUAGGUCAAUAGUAUGUGUCUUUUAAUGCCAGUGUAAAAGUAUAAAGACAAUGCAGUAAAAGCUGCCGAUUAAAUGUCAAAUGAACAAAGUAUAUCAAAAUAAUUGUUUCAUAGUCUGUCUAUAAUAGUUUCCUCAUGAAAUGGGUGUUACCGUUGUAGAAUUGAUCUAAUGUUACAAAUCUAUGUAUUUAACGAUUGAUGUAAAUAAUACAUGUCUAUAUCGAUGUUAAUAUAUUGAAUUAUAAAAACCUGUGUAUAUGUAAUAGAGAUGAUUUUAUAUUUUAAUUUACUUGCUCGAGUCUUAAGUUUAUGUGCACGUGUCAGGUUUAAGAUUCACAUUAUUAAAUGAUUUUAAUUUUAUUUAUUGAUGAUUUCUGAUCAAUAAAUAAUGUUAGAAAAUGUCAUUAAGUAUUCUAUUAAAUGAGACUUAUUUCCUCGUACCA
Magallana angulata is the source of this 3346-nucleotide messenger RNA. RefSeq names its product G-protein coupled receptor GRL101-like. Lineage: Eukaryota; Metazoa; Mollusca; Bivalvia; Ostreida; Ostreidae. Gene Ontology annotation, cellular component: membrane. Gene Ontology annotation, molecular function: G protein-coupled receptor activity; protein binding. The transcript has 7 exons. The record is from RefSeq and is a predicted model, not a curated record. Bases 1 to 2697 code for a protein of 898 amino acids. Gene Ontology annotation, biological process: G protein-coupled receptor signaling pathway.